Messenger RNA from Salvelinus namaycush (lake trout), 1311 nucleotides. Its product is annotated as polypeptide N-acetylgalactosaminyltransferase 18-like. The coding region runs from base 1 to 1311 and encodes 436 amino acids. The record is from RefSeq and is a predicted model, not a curated record. The transcript is spliced from 9 exons. NCBI's taxonomy places the organism in Eukaryota, Metazoa, Chordata, Actinopteri, Salmoniformes, Salmonidae. Gene Ontology annotation, cellular component: Golgi apparatus.
AUGGCUGCUGGAAUGCUCUACAUCACAUCCAUAAAGAGGGAGGUUCAUUCUCAUGGGGAGAGACUGCAGAGGGCCCGUCAGAAUGACUCGAUCAGGGGCCAGGACAUGUUCAAGAGGCUGGAGAAGAUCGAGAAGCUGGAGGGGCAGGCUGUGAAGGCUAUCGAGGUCAAGAAGGAGAGGAAGGUGGUGAAGAAGUUGUACCCCAACUCAGCUCUGUUUACAAGCUGGGGUGAUGAGCUCUCAGAGGAGGAGCAGAAAGAGGCAGAGGAGCUGUUUCAGAUGUAUGGAUACAACGCCUUCCUGAGUGACAGACUACCCCUGAACAGGGAAAUCCCUGAUACUCGCGAUCCUAAGUGUGCUAAUCACCAGUACCCCCAUGACCUGCCCACCAUCAGCGUGGUGUUGAUCUACUUGGACGAGGCCCUGUCAAUCAUCAAGAGAGCUGUCCGCAGCAUCACAGACAACACCCCCCAACGCCUGCUCAAAGACAUCAUACUGGUGGAUGACCACAGCUCCAAUGAGGAUCUAAAGGCGAAAUGGAAUACCUACAUCUUUUUCAUCCAUGAAGAGCGUCCGGGCCUGGUGAAGAGAGUGUGGCUGUGUGGUGGAAGUGUCGAGGUCAUACCUUGUUCUAAAAUAGCCCACAUCGAGAGGGCCCAUAAACCCUAUCUCCCAGACCUGAGCAUUACAAUGAAGAGGAAUGCUCUGAGAGUGGCUGAGGUCUGGAUGGAUGAAUACAAACAUAAUGUCAACAUCGCCUGGAACCUCCCAAUGAAGGAUCAUGGCAUAGACAUUGGGGAUGUUUCAGAGAGGAAGAAGUUGAGAAAGAGUCUGAACUGCAAACCCUUCCAGUGGUAUCUGGACAAUGUGUAUCCAAUGUUAGACCCCCUGGGUGACUUGCUUGGUUAUGGAGCUCUGAUCAAUGACCUGAAGACGGAUCUCUGUAUAGAUCAAGGCCCAGUUCCGGGGAACACACCUAUUUUAUAUGAAUGCCAUUAUUUUGGUCCACAGAACUGUUAUUAUCGAGCCAGCGGGGAAAUCUACAUUGGAGGCAUCAAGUCUCACAAGUACAACAGUAAUCGCUGUCUGAUGGACAUUGGCACUCGAACCCCAGGACUGUAUGAGUGCAAGGAGGCCAAGCAGAAGGGAUUCCACAUGCUCUGGGAAUUUCAACAGGGAAAAGCCAUCCAGAACAGACAGACAAAGAGAUGUCUGGAGAUUGCCCCAGGGGAGGACACUUACUACCAGCUCAUCAUUCAGGAGUGCAGUGGGCAGCACUGGAAAAUACGGAAUGUGAUAAAAGACUUCUGA